Brassicogethes aeneus is the source of this 2208-nucleotide messenger RNA. NCBI's taxonomy places the organism in Eukaryota, Metazoa, Arthropoda, Insecta, Coleoptera, Nitidulidae. The record is from the annotation of a GenBank genome assembly.
GUGCCGACAGACGCCAUUGUUCUGUGGACGCCAUUUGCCGCAUAGAAUAUUCAGCUUGAUCGAUUAGUUUUAUGAAAUACAACUCUAAUCAUAUUUAAAUCGCGUACAUUAGUGCAUUUUCGUUAAAGUGUAUCCAAUAUUAGUCUCCCUAUGAGUUACUACAGACCUAGUUUCAGUCAGAGCCUAGCAAUGACGAGAGGCAGAGGCUUCUCGCCAAGAGGCAGCUCAUAUCGUGGCAGCCCUAGAGGAGGUUCUUCUUGGGGUGGAGGUGGUAGAGGAACAUACUCUCCAAGAGGUGGAAGAUCUAUGUCUCAUUCCUAUGAUAACAGAUCUAAAUUUUCUGGGGAUCGUUUUUCAAGCUCCAGACCCUCACAAGAUGAUUAUAGAAGAUCUGGUUACAGGGACAAUAGUUAUUCAGGACGGGAUAGAUCGCCAGAUCGCAAACGUAUAAGGACUGAGGCCCCUAGUUCACGACACGAAGGAGGAUACGGAGGUGGCGGCGGCGGCUAUGGCGGCUCGAACCGUUACGAAUCUUCGUAUUCGGAUCGGCGAAGUUACUCGUCGAACGAUCGUCACGGUUCGUUAUCGAGAAGAGACGAUUUCCACAGGCCCAUGAGCAGGCCGCCCCCGUCAAGAGGCGGCUACAGAGGCCGCCUGAGCUCGUCGAGGGGCGGCGGACGCUCGCGCAUUAUGAGAGAGCGGCCCCGAAGGAGGCUGAUUGAUACUUCGUAUAACGUUCACAAACGGAUCGUGCCAAGAACGGGCGACUUCGCACGAAGACUUAAAAUAUCCAAAAUGAGGAGCGCUAUAGCACGUCGUGUGGUUCCCAAGAAGGAUAAGAAGGAAGCUAAAGAAGGCGAAGAAGAUAAGGAGGAAAAAGAAGACGAAGAGAAGGAGGAAGGAGAUGACAGCAAGACCGAAGAAAAGUCCCCCAAGAAAGAAAAAGAUAAGGAGAGCGAGUCCGAAGGUGAAAGCGGCGAGGAGAAGAAAACGCUCGUGAGGCCUCGCAUCAAACUUAUGUGUCCUCAUUGCAAUCUACAAGCUUACACUUUCAGGAAAUACGAUAUGCACUUGUCGAGUCGCACCCACUUGGUGAUGAUGCGCAGGAUCGCAAUCAAGCAGAAGUCGAUUUUGGCGCAGAUGCGCCAAGCGCAACGCAACAAGCAAAACGAGCUCGAGAAGAGUUCGGAGGACUUGCAACCGCGCACCAACUUUUGCCCGCUCUGCAAGCUUAACUACAAGCAGCGCAAAUCGGUGCACCAGAGUUCAGAGGCGCACAAGAACAUGAAAAAGUUCUUGAUGCCAUACUGUAAGGUGUGCAAUAUUACGUUUAAGAGUCCCAUGAUCUACGAGAGUCAUUGCUGCUCCAUUGAGCACAUCAAGAGAAAACAACGAGUUGAAAAUGGCAGCGAUAAUUCUGCUGAAGAAGAUAAUCUAGAAAACUUCACCACCAUUGAUUCUGUGGGCGACAAUGAUGAAGUUGAAGAGAAAAUCGACGAAGAAAAGGACGAAAAAGAAGCCAUAGACGUGGGAAUUGAGCAGGUCCACAAAGUCGAGGCCCACUACUGCGAUUUGUGCAAGAUGUAUUUGCCACGCGCUGACGAGACCGACAUGCCGAAAAUCAUUUCGAGACAUUGCAAACAGCGCGUCCACAUGCAGCGCUACGUUCGCUUCAAGGACCUCGAGAAACGCGCUGAAAGAUUGCAGCGCAAGGAGACCGCCGAAAAGGAGGCAAAGAAGAAGGAAGGCCAUAAGGAGGGAGAGGAGAAGAAGGACGCGGAGAAUGGCAAGAUUGAUAAGGAGGAGGAGGAGGUUGACGAUAAAAUCUGGGAAGAUGUUGAGAAAGAUAUUGGAGACAUUAUUGCUGAAGCUGAAUCUGGCAACAAAAGCUCUGAUGAGGAUGAGGAUGAUACCCACCUUAACGGAGAAAGGUAUGACAGAUUUAAGUUGAGUGAGAAGAACGGAGAUGAAGCUCCCAAGAAAGAGGGAGAAAAGCCUGCUGAAGCAGUAGCCGAAAAAGUUAAAGUUGAGGCUGAAGAAGUUAAAUAAUUUAGUCAUAGUAACUAUGUAUGUAAUAUUUCUUGUCUAAGAAAACUUACUUAAUUUUAGAUUUUGACUUAUUAUUAUUGAAUAAUCAAUAUUAUUUUAUGUGAGUAUGUAGUUGUAUGUCAUGAAUAUAAACAAUAAAUGGUUAAAAGUUAAACCUAC